AUGCUGAUAGAAUCAGUAUUCGGUUGGUUGGUAACAGGAUCCGUGGAGAACCAAGGUUCUACUUCCCGCAUCGCUUGCAAUACGGCUGCAAGGGUAGAUUUGGAUGAACUUCUCACUCGUUUUUGGUCAUGUGAAGAGAUAGGGUCUCUGAACAAUUAUUCCCCGGAAGAACAACGUUGCGAGGCGCAGUUUGUUCUAACCAAGUGCAGAAGUUCCGAUGGGCGAUACACCGUUGCGUUACCAAAGGACGAAAAGGUAUUGGCAAACAUUGGCGAGUCACGGGAGAUGGCUUUCCGUCGACUUCAAUCCCUGGAACGUAGACUGGAAAAGGAGCCAGAACUACGUAAACACUACCACGGUUUUAUGGAGGAAUACUUGGAGCUUGGACACAUGCGCAGGGCGGAUGUGGGUCCAGAAAAGCGGUUUUACCUUCCCCACCAUGCAGUCAUCAAGCAGGCUAGCACAACCACGAAGGUACGAGUUGUGUUCGACGCAUCGGCUAAAAGUAGCAGCGGCAUAUCCCUCAACGAGGCGUUAUUGGUUGGACCCGUAAUCCAGGACGAGCUUCGUGCUCUCAUUAUGCGUAGUCGGAUGAAACAAAUCAUGGUGGUAGCCCAAAGCAUCCUUUGGAGAGCUGACCCCAAGAAGGAAGUUGAAACCUUUGAAUUAGCCACCGUUACGUACGGAACGAAACCUGCGCCAUUCUUAGCGACCAGAACGUUGAAACAACUAGCCAUCGACGAGCAUCAUCGAUUCCCAGCGGCAUCCAAGGCAUUGGAGGAGGACGUUUACAUGGACGAUGUAAUAACCGGUACGGAUCUAGAAGAAGAUGCUGUCAAGUUGUGUGUAGAUCUCAUCAAGUUGACGAGUAGCGGAGGUUUUCGUCUAAGGAAGUUCGCAUCCAAUUCAGCUGCGGCCUUGAGAGAGGUGGAUUCGGAAGAUCUGGCCCUACAACAAACCGAAGAGAUAAAUCUAGAUCCUGAUCCAGCAGUAAAGACCCUCGGAUUGGUUUGGCUCCCACGCACCGAUCACUUUCGGUUCAAUUUCAACAUUGAAAGAGUUCCCAUGGACGAGCGAUUAUCCAAACGAAAAAUCCUGUCAGCCAUAGCUAUGCUAUUCGAUCCCCUGGGACUUGUAGGAGCGGUAACAGCUAGUGCGAAAAUCUUCAUGCAGCGUUUGUGGCGACUACAAGAAGACGGUAACAGAUUAGACUGGGAUCACCCUGUACCGGUGAACGUAGAACAAGAGUGGCGAAAUUUCUACGACCAAUUACCUAUCCUGAACGCUCUUAAGAUUCAACGUUGUGCAAUCAUUCGUAAUGCAAUCAAGGUGGAAUUGCAUUUCUUUUCGGAUGCAUCGGAGCGCGCGUAUGGGGCGUGCGCAUAUAUAAGGAGCGUCGACGUCGAUGGAAAGUCCUACGUAUGUCUACUAGCAUCGAAAUCCAAGGUGGCACCGCUGAAAUGUCAAUCCAUUCCGAGACUGGAGCUUUGCGGAGCACUUUUGUCGGCGGAACUAUCCAGCAAGGUACGGGCGGCGCUUAAGAUGCAGGUCGACAUGCAUUUUUGGACGGAUUCAACGUGUGUUCUUCAGUGGUUGAAGGCAAUCCCGUCUACAUGGUCAACAUUCGUGGCUAACCGUGUUGCGAAAAUACAAACCAUUACCGAAAACUAUCCUUGGAGACACGUUCCUGGCUUGCAGAAUCCAGCAGACCUCAUCUCACGUGGUAUGGACCCAGAACAGAUAGAGGGAUGCGACCUUUGGUGGAAGGGCCCUGAAUGGUUAAGUCAAAGUCAUUUCCCGGAGCAGCCAAGAACCCUGGAAUCACAAGUAGCUGAAGAGGAAGUCCGUCGUUCAGCACACCCAGCCGCCAGUUGUGUAGCACAUUUUGGAGAAGAGUAUGUGCUAAAAUUCUCGUCCUUCACUAAACUUAUACGCAGCACCGCAUACUGGAUGCGACUUAUGCGUAUACUGAGAAAGUCCGAAGACAACCGCAGCAGUUUACUGACCGUAGAAGAGUUGAGAGAUGCAGAAUUUGCAAUUAUUCGUCGUAUCCAACAAGAGUCUUUCCCUAAUGAGUGGAAGGCUUUAACGAAGAAAGAAGCUGUUCAUCGAAGUUCACCGCUGAGAUGGUUCACCCCACACAUAUCAUCGGACGGCCUAAUUCGUGUUGGAGGAAGAUUAGGCAGAUCACUGGAAUCGGAAGAUACGAAGCACCCGAUUGUGCUUCCAGCAAAACACCCGUUCACUACGAUGAUAUACGAAUAUUACCAUAUCAAGCUUCUACACGCCGGUUCUCAACUACUUCUUAGUACAGUUAGGCUGAAGUAUUGGCCUCUUGGAGGCAGAAAUAUACCGCGACAAGUUGUCCAUAAAUGUAUGAAAUGCUUCCGCUCUAAACCAAAUCCAAUUGAGCAAUUUAUGGGUGAGUUACCCCAAGCACGCGUGACAGUAGCUCGAGCCUUUUCAAGGACAGGCGUCGAUUAUUUCGGACCGAUAUAUGUUCGUCAAGCUCCCAGAAGACCAGCGGUCAAAGCUUAUGUGUCGGUUUUCAUCUGCCUUUGUACGAAAGCGGUUCAUCUAGAACUUGUAUCCGACUUGUCAACGGAUCGUUUCCUUCAAGCCUUACGGCGGUUCAUCGGGAGAAGAGGCUACUGUUCCGAUAUCUAUUCGGACAAUGGAACGAAUUUCGUCGGAGCACGAAGCUACCUUCGAGAGCUACUAAAGUUGCAACGCAGUGAUCAACAUAAAGAAGCAGUUUCGAAGGAGUGCGCCCACAACCAUAUCCAAUGGCACUUCAUACCACCAGCCGCGCCCCAUUUCGGAGGACUUUGGGAAGCAGCGGUCAGGUCAGCCAAAAAACAUCUCCUGAAGGUUCUAGGGGAAAAUCCUAUCCCGUUCGAAGACAUGACUACGCUCUUAGUACAGGUGGAAAAUUGUCUCAACUCGAGACCAAUCACAGCUUUAACAGAUGAUCCUGACAACCUCGAACCCCUUACACCAGGACAUUUCCUUAUCGGAGAACCAUUUCAACAACUGCCUGACAGAAGUUACCGUGAAGUACCCAUGAACAGAUUGAAUCAGAGUCAGACAUUGCAGAAGCGGCUUCAACACUUUUGGGAUCGUUGGAGAGUUGAGUACUUGACACAACUUCAGGGGCGAUUUAAAAGAUGGAAGAAGCCGAUCGAUGUUGAAGCUGGACAGUUGGUGAUCAUCAAAGAGGAUAAUUUGCCGCCAAGUCGUUGGAAGAUGGGCAGAAUAGAACAAGUUCAUCCUGGAGCUGAUGGAGUCUGCUGCACAACAGGUUAUGGGCCCAGCACUAUUGAAAAGGAGGAGAAGCGGAAUCAACAGUGGCAAGAAGUGCCAGCGCCGAUGGAGGGACAAAGAGACAAAGCCCGAAAGGACAACGAACCAGGAACCAUUGGGAGCAAGAACGAGGCAGGAACCAGAGCCACUGGAAGGAAGUCGGUGCAGAACCAUAUGGAGGUCGUUGAGCCGGGUCACUGGAAGGUCGGGGAGCUGAAGACCGUGGAAGGUUAUCGGACUAGGAGCCAACUGGAAGAUCAUCGGAUCGGGCAGCCAGGUGGAGGUCGACAAGCCAGGAAACACAAGAGGUUGUCGGACAGGAUCCAGAUGGUGGUCGUCGAAUCUGGAGUCACUGGUGGACUUGCGAACGGGGUACCACGGAACGUCUCCAAGCCGGUGACAUGGAAGGUCGUUGGACCGAAAAACCAAGUUGAGGUCGUCGGGCUGGAACCACUGGGAGGUGUCAAGCCUCAGGAAAGGCGUCAAGGCGCAGGAGAAAGCUUCGAGCCGCAGCAAGGGAGUCGAGACCAGAAGUCAGAUAGAAGGUCGUCGGAUCGAAGCCAGAUGAAGGUCACCGGAUCAGGGAUCAUGAAAGGUCGUCGGACCAGGAGCCAAUUGGAAAGUCGUCGUAUCUGGAAACCAGUUGGAGGUCGUCGAGCCAGGAAUCAUGGAAGAUCGACGGGCUGGAGCCACUGGUAG
Uranotaenia lowii is the source of this 4002-nucleotide messenger RNA. RefSeq lists its product as uncharacterized. The coding region runs from base 1 to 4002 and encodes 1333 amino acids. The transcript has 4 exons. Lineage: Eukaryota; Metazoa; Arthropoda; Insecta; Diptera; Culicidae. Gene Ontology annotation, biological process: DNA integration. The record is from RefSeq and is a predicted model, not a curated record. Gene Ontology annotation, molecular function: nucleic acid binding.